CCUUCUCACACCACGCACGUACUACAACACACACAAAGCAAAUAUCUACCUUAAGCAUCCCUCUCUCGCAUUGAAGCUUCUCUUACUUCAACCCCGAUUGCCAUUGUCUAAAGACAAUUGGCCAAUUCGCCUGCCGUCGCGUUAUUGACACGUCGCACGUUUUUGUCAGCCUCACCUUCACCUGCGUCGAAUCGCAUACAGUGCCACGCGCCCCCAACUUCUUACCUCUUCCACCCACUCAAAUCAAUUCUGUCACUCAACCUACAACUUAACUUUACUUCUCCACCAUUUCACAUUUCAACAACGCCCACCACACUGGUGUUAUCGCCGAUUUGACUGCUAUCGUUGAAACUCCCUUCUAAGAAGGGAAUCAUUUACACCACAUAUCAUAUUGUCUAACCUAAGUCUUAAGAGAUGGCUGAGGUUCAGGCUCGAUCACAGGCACCAACCUCUCGUGGCAGAGGUGGUGGCCGCGGUGGCAGAGGAGGCUUCGCCAGCCGUACUUCUACGAACAGACGGACUAAUGGCGAUAAGUUGACGAUUGCAGAUACGACCGCUUUCGAUGACGACGGUGAUGUUAGCCAACUCAGGAAGCAGUAUGGUGGAAAGCUCGACACUAUUAAAGAGCUCUUCCCGAACUGGUCGGAUGCCGAUAUUCUCUAUGCACUAAAGGAAACAGACGGUGAUGUUGAAGUCGCCGCUACACGAAUUGCUGAAGGUACUAUCUCCCAGUGGGGCGAAGUAUCAAAGCAGAAGAAGACCACUACCCGCCCUAAGCCUAAGGAUGCUUCCGCUUCAGGUGGCCUCGCCGAAUCGACCAGUCACAACAGACCAGUUCGUGGCGGUCGCUCAGAUGGUGUACGAGGUGGUCGUGGUCGUGGUAAUGAGCGAGGUCGAGGAAGUGGCAGAGGCCGGGCAACUUCUCAUACUACUACAAAUGGUCAACGGUCAAAGGAGAACCAGCAACUUUCCGUUCCCACUGAAGAAUCCUCUGGGUGGGGAACCACCAAUAUCACCACUGAAGAAGCUAUUAUCAACGAUCAAGGCGCCCCAGCUUGGGGCACAACUGAUUCUAUUACCGAAGAUGCUGCUACUCCCGCGCCCGCCACCGCUACUACUGAUUCGGCUCCCGCUAAACCUAGUGUUAUCCCGCAAGGUACACAGAAGACCUGGGCUAGCAUGCUACGCCAGUCAACCGCCCCGAAACCAACACCGAAACCGAAGGAAGCCCCUGCGCCAAAGCCUGCCGAAGUGUUGGAACCUCUUCCGCCAGCCGAACCUAUCGCCACCCCCGCCCCCGCCCCCGAGCCCGAACCGCAGCCUACACCUGAGGAAGCCCCGAAAGAGGCCGCCGAACAGCCUGCCCCUGUAGAGACGCCUAAGGUUGUCGAACCCGAAGUGGCACUACCCCCUCCCGAAGACGAUUUAACCCGAGUCAACCUCGAGCAGCUACCCGACGAAUCUCAACCUCCGGCGACCGCUACAGCUGCUAGCACAGCCGCAGAUUCCUGGGAUCCCAGACAACCGCAGCAUAGUGCUACGGCGACUCCGCUCUCGGCCUCCCAGGCGCAGCACCAGACUACACGCCCAGCUGCUAGCGGCUUUGCGACAACCGCGAUUAAGGCAACCGAACGACCUGCCCCCCGCAUGCCUAGUUAUCAAAAGCGCCUUCUUGAGCAGGAAGAAGCGGUCCGAAUGCCUGGGAACCGCGAGGUCGACCGUGCCGCCGUACAAUUCGGUGCUUUCAGCCUAAACGGAAUCGAAGAUGAUAUCGAUGGUGACCGUGAGGAUCCUGAGACUAGAACUCAACCGCCACCUGAAUCUCCGAUCGCCGUUCCCCGUGCCUCGUUGCCCCCGGUAUCUCAACCUGCAGCAGUACCCGACGCAUUUGCGGCCACUCAGAAGCCGGCUACCUCUUUACCCUCAGCACCCAGCGCAACUGCGACACCCGUAGCCCCGCCGACCGGUCCCGCCGCCAUUACAGCACAGCCGCCGCAAGCGCCCUCGAGCAACCAGCAAUUUGGACGCUAUGGUCAAGCCAAUACGCAAGAACCGGCCGGCUUCCCACAGAAAUCAUUCGAUACCUUCGGCCAGCAGACUGCUACCAGCUCGGCUGGCCUCGAUAACUUCCCAACGCCUACCACCCAAGCGUCAGGACCGCAAGCUAGUGGUGCAUUUAGCUCCGCACCGAGUGAUUACCCACCGUAUUCAAACGACCCGCAGCUUCGUAGUUCAUACAAUAAUUAUUAUGGGCAACAGCAAUAUGGGCAACAGCAUACUGGCCAAAGCCAUCACGAGACUUCAAACGCUCCAAACCGUGGAUUUAGCAGCUACAAUGCCGGUCAGAAUGAUAACUUAAGUCAGUAUCCGCAGAGCGGCGCUCAGCAGACUAGAUACGGAGCUACUGCUCCCGCCGAGUCUCACAACAGUGGCCACAAUACACCAAAUCCGAUCGGCCAAGGCGGCCAACAGGCUUCGAGCCAAGCUACUCAGCCUCAAUCGAACCUUCAUCAACAGCCACAUACAAACCAAUAUCCCUAUUCUCACCCGUACUACUCGAGUCCGUACUACGCCCAGUACAUGAGCCAGUAUGGCGGUGCCUAUGGACAGGGAGCAUACGGCAGCCCAUACGGUAAAGGGGGACUUUAUGGACAACCCCACCAGUACGGGAUGUCUCCACAGGGCCCUUACGACCACGCCUCUUCUCCCGCAACGAGCGGCUUUGGUCAAUCCUCUCUCGGUGGUCGCGAUAGCGCAAUAGCUUCCGGCAUCGAUAACUACGGUCGCGCAGGCUCUACUCAGUCGGGUGCGCCAGGCGGUCUUGGUGGCAGUGGGUUCGGCGGGAUGCACGACACGUUCGGACGUGGCUCAGGUUACCCCUCUCAGGCAGGGCAGUCUUUCAACGCCCCGAACGCACCUGCUUCAAGUACGGGCCCAGUAAACGACGACUUGAAACCGUAUGGCGACUCGAAGGCAGCUGGUGGACCUAGCCCUUCCCUUAGCGCCGCCGCAAGACCUGGUUCCGCUACAAACACUGUUGCGGCAUCUGGCCUUCCACCUCCCCAGUCAGCCCAGCAAGGUAUGGGCGGAUAUGGAGGCUACCCCAGCCAUCUAAGUCACGGUCUGCACGGCAACCAGUCCGCAGGGAGCGCCUAUGGCCUCGGGGGCACCGGUGGCCAAGGGCACGGCAAUGGUCCGUAUGGAAGUUACGGAGCCAACCAAGGUUUCGGCAACUAUUACGGCGGUCGGCAACAGCAAGGUGGUUGGGGUGGUAACUACCACUAGUCAUCACGCAAGCGGCUGAAUCGCAGACAUCCCCGGACCUGAUUAAGAGGCAUCGGGUUAGAUCCGAUAAGUACUACUAGAUCUGAAGUACUACUAGCAUUGGUAACAACAGUGACCAUGCCACCUUUUCUUUUUCCGCAAAGUUGAUCAUGAGACUUUCUCUACUCUAAUGAGCUCUUGGGGGUUAUCGCUUACUCCCUCGUUUUGAUUGGCGGGGGCAUGGAACGGACCAGAAAAGUUCUUGCUGAGAGGUACGGGGGGUCUGAGAUUUGCAUGUACGAUUGUUUUUUCCUUACACAGGGUUACAUCUCCGGCAUCGAGGCUACGGUGCCUACACUAGGAUUAGGAUGAUACCGAUUACCAAAACUUUUCAUACUCGGUUGAGCAACCCACAUAUUGUACACCCUAUUGAUACUUGUGAUGGACAGUUUAAUGUUGAUGACGAUUGUGACAUGUGUAUCAAGAAGUGUUAUCACGUCGAGAAUUGACUAUUCCAUACAUGUGUAAUUAUGAGAUGCUUUCUAGAUUGUUCAACGAUAAAAUAAUCAGUAC
Daldinia vernicosa is the source of this 3837-nucleotide messenger RNA. RefSeq lists its product as uncharacterized. The transcript has 4 exons. The record is from RefSeq and is a predicted model, not a curated record. Gene Ontology annotation, cellular component: cytoplasm; nucleus. Gene Ontology annotation, molecular function: ubiquitin binding. NCBI's taxonomy places the organism in Eukaryota, Fungi, Ascomycota, Sordariomycetes, Xylariales, Hypoxylaceae. The coding region runs from base 415 to 3285 and encodes 956 amino acids.